GUCAUCACGGGCAAAGGGAAUGAUUUCUCGUCCAGAAGAAGAAACUGUGCAAGAUUUUCCGUUCUAGCCGUUUUCCCCGUGCCGUGUUUGAAACUCGCGAUCCGGAAACGGAAUCCGAUAGAAUCGCCAUACCGUGUAACCAUCCUCGCUAGUGUGAAAGGCGAAAGAAAAAAGAGGUGAAAACGUCGCUCUCCAAUUUCGUCCCAAAAGUGGCAAGUAGGGGGAAAAAAAGCUAACUCCAAUGCCAUUGUGCCCAUCGUUGUUCCAGUGUGUCGUCAGUUUUCCGAAUCGACAUUAAACAGGGAAAAGCAACCAAAUUUGUGCUACCUUGCUGGAUAGCUGUGGAUGCAUUGCGUUGCUGCAUAAUAACGAAACCAAUAGCGAUUGUGUGGUGUUGGGGUGGGUCACGCCGACACAGUGGGGGAAAACAUAUUUCCUACCGAAACGAUUAUGUGAAUAGUUUUUCCUCAGCAGUCCCCAUUGCGCGCUGUGCUAUUUAGGUGUGCGAGUGCGAGCGUGUGUGUGGUGCGUGUUGUGUAUGUGCGUGUGCGUGUGUGUGAACCGUGCAUAUUAGUAUUGCGCGUGAGUGUGUGUCCCGUACAUCGUGUAUGUGUGUUUACCGCUGAAGCACACACAUAGAAAAAAAGCGAACAAAUUGUGCAUUAUUCGGGCUGAAAAUUGUGUCACACGGUGUGUCGCAGGUGCCCAACCAGACGGGUGCACCAACGGGGGUGGGGCGAACGUGCAAUUCCCGAUUCAAUAGGAAUUCCCUCUGUUUCACGGAUCGGAAGGUCGAGGGGUGGUAAUCCGCUCCACUAUCGAUCAUAUUGUCGCUGUCACGGCGAAGGAAGCAGUAGCAGCAGCAGCGAGCACCCUGAGAAGUGAAUCGUGUCCGUGUUGUUUUGGGGCGGUUUAUCGUGACAACAGUGAACAGAACCCCCCGGGUAGGGUGGCGUGCAGUUCCACCUGCAAAAAGGGUCGAGUAGGCCGAGGUGUUGGUGCCCGCACGGUGGUUAGCUAGCAAGUAGCAAGUGAGUAGUGAAAAUUGUUCGCUAGUGUGUGCGCGCGCGACAGUGAGGAAUUGCAUUGGUUCGCCUUCAUUGUGGUGUGUGCGUGCGUUUCGUCUGCUGCCUGUGUUUCUGCUGCUGUUGCCGAAGUAGUGUGUGCUCUUUUGGUGCCGGGGCCUAGGGAGUGAAAAAUAAUGAGUCGCCAUGAAGGGGUCAGCUGUGAUUCGUGCUUGAAAAGUAACUUCCGUGGAAGGCGAUACAAGUGUCUGAUCUGCUAUGAUUACGAUCUGUGCGCGACCUGCUAUGAAGAGGGUGCGACUACAACCCGCCACUCGACCGACCACCCGAUGCAGUGCAUACUAACGCAAUCCGAUUUCGAGCUGUACUAUGGAGGUGAAGUGCUGCCGGCCGACCAGCCACAGUCCUUCACCUGCCCGUACUGCAAGCGCAUGGGGCUGAGCGACUCGGCACUGCUGGAGCAUGUCAGUGCGGAACACACCGAUACCGGACUGGAGGUGGUAUGUCCGGUCUGUGCCGCACUGCCCGGUGGAGAGCCUAACUUUGUGACGGAUGAUUUUGCACGGCACCUGAGUCUGGAGCAUCGGAGCGGUUCUCGGGAUCUCAUCUCGUUUCUGGAUGAACCGUCAGCGAUCCGGCAUGGAGGUGUUAGAAGAAUACCCCACUCGGGCCGCGCGCUUGGUGGGCCACGAUCCAGGCGUUCCAAUAUGCACUUCAGUUCGUCCGGUGGCGGUUUAUCCACACUGUCCCCGUCGGGCAGAGAGUCGGUUGACCCGAUAGCAGAACUAUUGCAGCAGCUGUCCAAUGUUCGCCGUGGAGGCGCACCGCAACCAUCGCAGCUGCAGCAACUACAAAUGCAAAUUCAGCUCGAGCGACAGCAAGUCACCGCCGCUCGUCAACAGUUGGAACGACUACCAAGACGACAGCAGCAACCGGCCGUCGUGUCCUCCGCCCCGAACGCAACCGGUGUCAACAACAAUGCGAUCGGUGCGACACAAGCCAAUCCGAACCAUACAAUCAUCACACUGAACGCCGGUGGCCGCGAUGGACCGAUCGCAGCAUCCUCCUCGUUGCCAAUGGUGUCCACCGGGGUGGGAGUGUGCAAUGUACCGGGUUCGGUCGGAAGUGCCUCCGGCGCCGGUUCCAGUGCGCAACAGUCGCAGUUUCUGAUGACCCGGUUCAUGGUGCCUACCAUGGACGAUGCCGAGCAAACACAGCUGGGACGUGAUAGAGCGGACAGAUCCCAAUUUGUUCAAGCUUUAAUGUUAUCAACCAUCGCAAACGUGCAGCCGUUUAACAAAUGCGCCGACGAGGAGCUGUCCGAUGAGUUGAGUUCAAUGAAUUUAGGCGUUGGUGGUAGUACGUGCAGUACCGUUAACAGUAGUGUAAAAAGGCCAGCAUCGGACGACGGUGCCGAGACGGGUGAGCUGCUGCAGGAUGGUAGCGGCAACGUUGGUGCUACGGACAGUAACUACGGCAAGGAGGAUGGAAAUUGUGAUAGUUUCAAGCUGGGUGCCGAUUCCGCCAACGGGGGCACGAAUGACGAUACACCGAACAUGAUGCAUCCGUCGGCCCAGCAGCAUCCGUUGGGCCAUCGUGGCGGGCAUGGUGGAUCCGGCAAAGCGAAAAGUGGUAGCUCGACUAAGUCGGGCACCGGAGGAGGCGGAGGUGUCGGUGGCCCGGUUGAGCGCAGAGCGUCCCGCCAAACUCCACCGUCCGGUGGUGGUGGUGGUGGUGUUGGCAAUAAUGCGGCCAAAGCCCGCGAACUGAAGCAAGCAAACUCUUCGUCAAACACUUCCACGUCGGUGUCCUCGAGACAGCAGCACCACGUGCCCGACUCUAGGUAGUGUUGUUUGGUUGGUAAAAUGAUAUAAGUUAUUUAGCAAGCAUGAGCCAGCAAGGGGUGCAGCAUAAAAAAAAACGGAAGCAGCAACAGCAGCCGUAGUAACAGUAGUCACACAAACAAAAACCAACAUUAUCUAUUUGUCCUCUUAAUCCAUUGAAUAAGGUGUAAGGGAUGAGAUGAUGGCAAAACAUUCGGAAUGGUUCCGCACGACUGUAAAGGAAAUAAUUUAUAGGAAGAGUAGCUAAGAGAGGCAGUGGGACGAGAGGGGAGCAGCAGCAGGAUACCACGGAGCAAAAUGGAAUAAUGUGUCGGCCUCGCCUGCAGGUGUGUUUGCGUGCGUGCGUGUGUGUAAAAACAAAGCCAUGCACACGAGCCUGGCAAUGCUGUAAAACAAAAACGUAAAAAAAUUAUUAUGUGUGAUCACCAAAACAAAAUGGCAGAUAGAGAAUGAUUUUGAAAUUCGUCGAAAGCAAAUUAUAGAGAGCCAGCACUACUUGAUAACGUUACAGAGAAGCAUAUAGAAUUACACAUACAGCUCGCAAACUAUGGGAACCGAAAUUCGGAUAUAGGAAAUUCAUGCCACAACAAGAAACCGGACACAUGAACUAAAUAUAGCUAUCUUUGUAAUAAGGGAAUGGAAAACCGUAACACAGGAUACGAUUUAGUGCAGGUGAAAAGCCGAACCAUAUUGGGAUGAGUUUUGAAGAGCACAAAAACCCUUCGAAGGAAGUGUUGUGCGCUUAUAGAAGGCAAGCCGAUGGUCACGCUAUCUUUAAAUUCAAACUCUUUUAAUCCAUCCAUCUCUGUUGUUUAUGCGUGCGUGUACAGUGCAAAAAUUGCAAAUCUUUCAAUUAUUUGUCCCGUUAACGGACACGGUUUGUUUGGUUGUUUUUUGUUUCUUUUGCGAUGAAAUAAUGUUUAUAAUUGUAUAACUUUGUUUUAUUUAUUUUAUAAUUUUCACUGUACUUUUUGAACUUACAUUAGUUAGCAUCAUGAAAUGGACUAGCUUCCGGUAACUUCACUCAUAAAAACGAACCCGCACUAUAAGAUUUUGUGUUUUGAAUUGAACGUUGCGAUACAGAUACGCAAUCGUUGGGAUUCCGAUCCGGUAAGAGACACACACUUUCGAUCGAACAAUUGUGCUGAUACUUCCUACUCUUGCGGAUUCUGAGCAUAAGGCAUCUUGGUUCGUGUUAGUAUACCAUGUCUUAGUAAGGACGCAGUGUGUGGUUUAACAGAUGAUGGAUAAAUCAUUAAUCAUUGCGCAAAUGAAAUCAUACGACCCAAAAGAAGCACCAUGCCAAGCUGAGAUAACCUAUAAGCUUAGCACUAGUAAUAACCGAGAAUAUAUGGACCUGAAGUCAGUGUCGGCGGGAGUGUCGAGAGGUGUGUGUGUGUGCGAGACACGCAAGUGAUUGAGAUAUCGUUCGCGAAGAAAGAGAGAGGGAGAGAGAGGCCAUUCAUAGUCGUGUUUGUUGGAUAUUUCUUAAAAUUUCGGUUAGAAUUAUAUUACUUCAUUACAAAUGGUCCACGUACUUUGUGUGCACUUCCAGAAAAAAAGAGAAACACUUUGUGGCAGCCCUUUGAACGGAAGACACACAGAUACAGUGAAAUGAAAUUGCACAUCCAUACAAGAUAUUGCAACAUCCCAGAUGUUGCAAGUUAGUUUAAUUUCGCUCGACUGAUUCAUCAAUGGGGGAAGAUUCAGCUUGUACGAUGUAUGCUUUAUCCGAAUUCGUAACGGAGUCCGCAAACAGCACUACAGUAUAAGACCGCAUGUGUACAUUUAUAUUUUUCUUCGUUUACUCCGUUGGGGUUUAGUUUGGCAAGCAUUGGUUUCAUUGCCUAAAAUCAGAACGUUUGCUCAUGUUUUUUUCUUUGUUAAUAUGUUUUUUGGUUCAUAGGUGAUCAACGGUCGGACUGUAAAGCCAAACGGGGUUCGGCGGCAUAUGCGGGCCGGUUUUUCAUUUUUGGAUACUAUUUUCCCUGCUGAAUUCAUACACAUGGUUCUGACAACAACAACAACAAAAGUAUAUUUAUCUAGCGCUUGUAUAGAAAUUUAAAUUUUAAAAACAAUCGAUAAUUACAACAACAAAAAAACAAGUAAUAUUUCAAUGUUGAAAAUAAAGCAGAC
Molecule: messenger RNA, 5005 nt
Organism: Anopheles moucheti
Lineage: Eukaryota; Metazoa; Arthropoda; Insecta; Diptera; Culicidae
Gene: Kcmf1
Product: E3 ubiquitin-protein ligase KCMF1
Exons: 5
Coding region: 1202-2872 (556 amino acids)
Biological process (GO): synaptic signaling
Cellular component (GO): plasma membrane
Molecular function (GO): zinc ion binding
Source: RefSeq, a predicted model, not a curated record